GCAAGCUAUUCCUCUACAUCUCCAUCUACACAAAACUCAUCGCAUUACCUCUGUCACUUUUUCUUCAGAACAGGAGCAACUUACUUUAAUCUAUCUUUACCUUUGAUAAAAUCUCUCUCGUUGUCAACAUGUCUGAGCUGCAGUCGCUCAAACCAGACAAGGACUUCACCGCGGAAGUCGACAAGCAGCUCCCCGAAAUCGAGAAGCUCGCUCAGACAAAUGUUCAAGCAGCCAUCGAGAAAGCUCUUGUAUUGGAAAAGCAGACGAGACAGGCUUCUGAUCUUGCAUCUACAUCACGAGUAAUUAUCGCGAUCGUGACGAUAUGCAAAAAUGCCGGAGACUGGGCGCUACUAAAUGAGCAGGUUAUUCUGCUCUCGAAGAAGCAUGGCCAACUCAAGCAAGCUACGACCAAGAUGGUUCAGGUCGUCAUGAGCUUUUUGGACGACGCGGAUAUGGAGAACAAACUCUCCGUUAUUGAGACGCUACGGACAGUAACUGAGGGCAAGAUCUUCGUCGAAGUUGAACGUGCCCGCGUUACGAGAAUGCUUUCGGAUAUCAAGAGAGAUCAAGGCGACAAGAAGGCAGCUGCCGAUAUUCUUUGCGAGCUUCAGGUCGAGACCUUCGGAUCUAUGGAGCGUCGUGAAAAGACGGAAUUCAUCUUGCAGCAAGUGUCAUUGUGCAUUGAGAAUGAUGACUGGACUCAGGCUGGUGUUCUGAUCCGGAAGGUCAGCACAAGGUACUUCGCACGGAAACCGAAGAAGACACCUGAGCAGCUGGAGAAGGAGAAUAAGGAGCGGGAAGAAAAGGAGAAGAAUAGAAGCGUCGACGAUCCGCCUGUGGAAAAGGAUGAUGAUGUCACGGAUCUGAAGCUACGGUACUAUGAGCUACAAAUUCUGUUAGCCAAGCACGAUGACAAGUAUCUGGAUGCGUGUAAGCAUUGGAGACAAGUACUGGACACGCAGGUCGUGGAGGAGAACCCCGAACAUCUGCGAUUGGCUCUCCAACAUGUCAUCCACUUCAUCAUCCUCGCUCCCCAUGACAAUGAGCAGUCUGAUCUUCUUCACCGCAUCCAAAAAGAAUCCCGAAACUCGCUUGUGCCCGAGGACGCGGCCCUUCUCAAACUCUUCACCAUUCCCGAACUCAUGCGUUGGCCUAUGGUGUCGCAAAAAUUCGGGCCUCAUCUCUGCAGCACCGACGUUUUCGAUGCUGAGCCCAAUCAGUCUGCUGAUCCCAAGUCGUACCAACGAUGGACCGACCUGAGAAAGCGCGUCAUUGAGCACAAUGUGCGCGUGGUUGCCAAAUACUACACGCGCAUAAAGGUCGGUCGUCUCUGCCAGCUCCUCGACCUCACCGAGGAAGAGACGGAGAAGUACAUUAGCGACCUGGUCACUGCGAAAACCAUCUAUGCCAAGAUUGACCGACCAGCGCGGGUGGUCAACUUCGCCAAGCCAAGGGAUGCAGACGAUGUCCUCAACGAAUGGAGCGGAAACAUGAGCAGCUUGCUCGACUUGUUGGAAAGGAUUGAUCAUCUCAUUACCAAGGAAGAGAUGAUGGCUCGCAUCCAACCGACCAAGGUAGACAAGGCAGCCAAGGCAGCUAUAAAGGGACAGUGAACAGCUUAAAAACGGUCUCUUUCUUCUUUUUUUCAACGGUUGUUAUGCCUCUUUUGGGGAAAUGAUAAUAAUGUGGGUGAUCAAAUCACUCCGCACAUGAACCAUUACUCGUACGAUAAGGGUUCAAAGGGUUGUAUAGUAUCCCAAAUCUAAAUUCGGCUGUCUACCUAGACUUUGGCUCACUUCAUUUGAUACGGGCAAGCAUCAUAUUCUCCUUUUCUUUUCUUUGUUUUCAAUGAAAUCUGUCGGUAGAGUGGUCAAUAUACAAAUUCUAUCCAGUCUAUCAUUUUCAUCGUCGUCGUAGCUUUCUCUAGAGGCAGUAUUUAAAAGUAUCCGA
This is a messenger RNA of Xylona heveae TC161, 1950 nucleotides long. RefSeq lists its product as hypothetical. Gene Ontology annotation, cellular component: proteasome regulatory particle, lid subcomplex; cytoplasm; nuclear proteasome complex. Lineage: Eukaryota; Fungi; Ascomycota; Xylonomycetes; Xylonales; Xylonaceae. The record is from RefSeq and is a predicted model, not a curated record. The transcript is spliced from 5 exons. Bases 129 to 1613 code for a protein of 494 amino acids.